Molecule: messenger RNA, 1130 nt
Organism: Vanessa atalanta (red admiral)
Lineage: Eukaryota; Metazoa; Arthropoda; Insecta; Lepidoptera; Nymphalidae
Gene: thoc6
Product: THO complex subunit 6
Exons: 4
Coding region: 132-1109 (325 amino acids)
Biological process (GO): mRNA export from nucleus
Cellular component (GO): transcription export complex; THO complex
Molecular function (GO): protein binding
Source: RefSeq, a predicted model, not a curated record
AAAGGUUAUGUUUGUGUUUGUGUCCUGUCAAUAAUUAUAAUCUUGAAAUUUUAACCGUAGCGUUAAAAUAGUGUAUAGAAUAUAGUAUUUAUAACUUUCAUAACGACUCAAAGUAUAUAUUUUGAUUCAAAAUGUUAGACAAAAUGUUGUAUAAUACAAUACUUAGCCAAACAUAUUCACCGUGCGGAAAAUAUUUAGUAGCCGGUAAUAUAUACGGUCAACUAGCUGUUUUUGAUCUGGACAAUAUUUUCAACCCUGUGGUAGAACAAAUUACAUCAGAUUAUAACAAGCCAAAACACAUUCAUUUACUGGAGUCUGAAAGUCAGAUAUGCAGUCUAGUUACUACAGAUAAAUUUUUAAUUGCUGGUACAGUCAAUGAGAUAUCAGGUUGGGAUUGGAAGGCUAUUCUAAGUUCAAAAUUAACUAAGCCUUCGUGGAACAUAAAGAUACAACCACAGUCUUUGAUUGAAAAAUGCGAUAUAAAUUGUUUAUGGUAUAAAGAAGACGAGGGAAAAUUGUAUGCAGGUUGUGGUGAUAAUAAGAUUUAUGCAUAUAAUCUUGAAGAUGGUAGUUUAGUGUCUACAUAUGAAGGGCAUUCUGAUUUUGUGCAUUGCUUACAUAGCAAUGGUCAGCAGUUAAUCUCAGCCGGUGAAGAUGGCUUAGUGUUGCUAUGGGACCUAAGAGUAAAGAAGUCCUGUAACAAAAUUGAACCACACACCAACAGUAAAAUUGCCAGACCAGAUAUAGGCAAGUGGGUUGGUGCGGCAGCACUAGGUGAUGAUUGGAUUGUAUGCGGUGGAGGACCAAGACUAUCUCUGUGGCAUUUACGAUCACUUGACGCUGUGACAGUGUUUGAUAUACCAGACCAUGGGAUCCAUGUGUCAUUCUUUCAAGAUGACUGUGUAUUCGCUGGUGGCGUAGCCAAGCAUUUAUACCAACUAAGCUAUUCUGGUGAUGUGAGAGUUGAGCUGCCAGUAUCAGCGACCACUGUAUAUUCAGCCGUUUACAGGACUAGCCCUCAAAAAGUUUUGGCAAUAGCUGGAUCCAGCCCCGAGAUAGACAUCUGUACAUCAUUUAAUUAUAGAGACCAAGUUUUGCAUUUUAGAUAAUCAUUAAACGUUUUUUUUUCC